AUGCGAUUGUGCCGUCCGACGGUCCACGUGGACACCUCCCCUCUCAAAUUCAAUCCCUGCGACCUCCUUUUCAGCGAGGACCUGUUCGACGAUCCAAUCGCCGCCGCCGGUCUCCCCUGCUUCCUCAGCAGCCAAUCGAAUCCCUCUGUCGUGGAUCCCUUCGAUCUUAGCUACCGCAACAGAUUCCUCCUCCAGCACCCUACCGACUCGCUCGACCUCCCAGGCCUUCUCGUCCUCCCCCAAUCAUUUGGGCUGAAAUCCAAACAGAAAGAUAGAGGAUACUGCUUCUGGAUACAUUCACCUGUUGAAUCAGUACGUGUUGGGGGGCGAUACGAUUUUAUUGUGGAGCAUGAUGUGAAAGAACUUGGUGCACACACCUUGGUGUGCACUGCACUUUACACUGAUGGUGGAAAUGAGAGGAAGUAUCUCCCACAGUUUUUCAAGUUUGUAGUUUCUAACCCCAUCUCAGUACGGACAAAGGUACUCUUUAUUAUAAGAUAUCCAUGUCAUGACACAACGUUUUUGAAGGCGUGUUUAGAAAAUCAUACAAAAUCUCACCUUUAUAUAGACCAAGUUGAAUUCGAGCCAGCUCAGCAUUGGGUUGCAACUGUGCUAAAAGCUCCUGAUAAUUCCUUUGAUCAUAAUCCAUUAGCAAG
Striga hermonthica is the source of this 656-nucleotide messenger RNA. The record is from the annotation of a GenBank genome assembly. NCBI's taxonomy places the organism in Eukaryota, Viridiplantae, Streptophyta, Magnoliopsida, Lamiales, Orobanchaceae.